Molecule: messenger RNA, 4841 nt
Organism: Zalophus californianus (California sea lion)
Lineage: Eukaryota; Metazoa; Chordata; Mammalia; Carnivora; Otariidae
Gene: IFNLR1
Product: interferon lambda receptor 1
Exons: 6
Coding region: 1-1533 (510 amino acids)
Molecular function (GO): protein binding
Source: RefSeq, a predicted model, not a curated record
AUGACCUCUUUCUCUCCCACAGGGAAGCCCCAUCUGGCCCCUCCCCAGAACGUGACGCUGCUCUCCCGGGACUUCAGCGUGUACCUGACGUGGCUCCCAGGGCCUGGCUACUCCCAGAAUGUGACCUAUUUUGUGGCCUAUCAAAGUGCUGCGACCCCCAGACGGUGGCGAAAAGUGAAGAAGUGUGCAGGAACCAAAGAGCUGGCAUGUUCUUUGAUGUGCCUGGAGAAGCAAGACCUGUACAACAAGUUCAAGGGGCGUGUAUGGGCGGUUUCUUCCAGUGCCAGGUCCCCCUCGGUGGAGUCCAAGUACCUGGAUUACCUUUUUGAAGUGGAGCCAGCCCCCCCCGUCCUGGUAGUCACUUGGACAGAGGAGAUCCUGAGCAUCAAUGCCACCUACCAGCUGCCUCACUGCAUGCCCCCACCGGAUCUGAAGUAUGAGGUGGAUUUCUGGAAGGAAGGAAUCGGGAACAAGACGCGGUUUCCGGUCACUCCCCGCGGCCAGCCAGUCCACAUCCCCCUGCAGCCAGCCACCAGCGGACACCAUUGCCUCAGUGCCAGAACCAUCUAUACCUUUGGUGAUCCUAAAUACAGCGACUUCUCCAAGCCUACCUGCUUCUUUCUGGAGGCCCCAGGAGCCAGCUGGGCAUUCCUGGUGCUGCUACCACUUCUGCUUCCCCUGCUGUUGGUCAUUACCGUAGGCUAUGUGAUCUGGAAGCGCUUCAGAGAGAACCCCUGGUUUCAGCGAGCGAAGAUGCCGUGGGCCCUGGACUUUUCUGGGUACAGAUACCCCAUGGCAACCUUUCAGCCCAGUGGCCCUGAGUCCCUGGAUACCUUGACCCUCUGUCCCCAAAAGGAACGGACCAGAAGGGUCAGGCCGAGCCCUGGAGUCAGGACCCCAGCCACCGUCCAGGCAAGAUCAGAGAAGAACAGUGCUGAGGAGGAGGAAGACACAGACGACGAUGUCAGCUUUCAGCCCUACCUUGAGCCACCCCUCUUCCCAGGGCAGGAGCACCAGAUCCCGGGGUGCUCUGAGGCAGGUGGCACCUGGAGUCCUCCUGUCCAGGUCGAAGACUCCUCUGCUGCAGAUGCUUCGGACAGAAGCUGGGCCAGCACGGGAGGCUCCUCCUCCUGGGAUGAGCCUGGGUCCUCUUGCUAUUUGGCCAAGAAGAAGCCAGGCCAAGGGCCAGUGGGGGACAGGUGUCAGGAGCCUCUCCCACUGCUCGAAUUCUCCAAGGACUUGAGUUUCCUGGACGAUCCCCUGAAAGAUGACCUCUCCUCCUGGGCCAGCUGGGGCUCCUCAUCACCAAGGCUGAAUCUGGUCCCUGGGGAGCCCCCAGUUUCUCUUCACACACUGACCUUUUGCUGGGACAGCAGCCCUGAAGAAGAAGAAGAGGAGGAGGAAGAAGAAAGUGAAGGGGAAGGAGGGAGGGAAUCAGAAAUUGAGGAUGAUAGUCCUGGCAAUUGGGGGGCUGGGAGCCCAUGGAAGACUGAGCUCAGAGGUGGGACGCUGGGGCAUUACAUGGCCAGGUGAGCUGUUCCCCAGCUUCUCUCCAAGUCUGGUGCCACUGAGCUUGCCUAGGACCCGAGAUGCCACCGAGACUUGAGAGCCUGGGAGCAUCACCACUGAGGCCAUGGAGGGUUCUUGCAGCAUUUCGGAAACCCCAGGGUUGGUGUCAAUGAGCUUGAGCAGUAAGAAGCCACCCCAUCCUUUUUGACUCACCGACUUCGGGCUGAGCUCCAAGAGCAGUGGAGACAAGAAUGGGCCGAGGUCAGAGGUUGACUGGGUGUCGCAUCACCCCACCGGCUUUGGGGUGACAGGCCAGUUAGAAAAAUCAUCCCUGAACAACAUGAGACAGGUGAAGUCAGGUCACAGUGGACACCGAGGGCUACCACCACAAGGGGCCGUCUGGAUCUGGAGGGAGGGAAUUUGCAGCACAUCUUUAUCAGUGUCAUGCCUUUCUCUGGCACCUGCUGAGCGCCCCCACCCCCAGGUCUCAGCCUCCUGGUUCAUGAGUCCUCUACGGUGGGCCACAGUGAAGAAAAACCUAGUAAGCCAGGGAUGUUGGAGAGGAAGGGAAAGGGUAGUCAUUAUUCAAAUUCCAGCCUCUGACUCAGGGAAUUAUGCAGCUUUUAUGAUCAGAUGACCCGGGUUCAAUUCCCAGCUCUGCCAUUUACCAGUCAUGUGACUUUGGGUAAGCCACCUUCCUUCACUGUACCUGGGCUUUCUCACCUGCAGCUGAGAGUCCCAAGAGAGGGACGUGUAGUAUGGUGGCUGUCACAUCACCGGUACCCUCUGCACGGUGGCUGGUAGGAUUCUCCAUCCUCCCAGGCUCUGAGAGAACUGCCGGGCAUCUCCCACCUGUGACCCCUAAACUCUGAGCGACUAGCGUUCACCUUUCAGCUGGUCUCACUUCUCAUCUACCUCCCGCCUUCUACCUUCACUUCCUCCCUCCUCCAGGUCAGGAAACUGCACUCUCGGAAAGCCAGAGCCCAGCCAAGAGGGACCCUGACCCCUCUCCCCUUUCCCAGAAAAGAAGGAACCAAAUGAUCCACCUUCUAGGGGUCUGAUUUGUUGGGGUUGGGGUCACAACCCGGCAGAGAACUAGACCCGUGCGCCUGUGAUCCCUGUUUUAGACAGCACUUUAGACUCUGGUUAUAAAGAAGUCCCAUUUUCCCUUCUAGUUGUGAGAAUCCAGCACCUUCUGGCAGCGGGUUAUGUUAAAAGGUGUGGGAGAAGCAGUAAAGUGUCCCCCAAACUGAGAGGGCACUUUGAAGCCGGGAAAUGAAGCAGGCCACCGCAUACAGUUUUCACAGAGUUUUAUUCAGGGUAACUCACCGACGGGGCGCUUGGGCAGAGGGUGUUCUGUGCAGAGGCAUAGUUACUCUCUGGGAAAUCCGGGCCUCAGUCCACAGCUGUGAUAGAGCCAGGGGACGCUCAGAAGGGCAUUGUGGAGAGAUCAGAGGGUUCGCACACACUUCAGAGGGCUGGAGUGCUCCUCUUUGACAGCUAACCUUUCAUCAGAUCCUGUGGUACCACCUGUGCAUCAGGAAGGGGAAAGACUAUGUUGUCUCUAACAGGUUCAUGGGAGGCCAAAACAAGCCUCCCCCGCCAUCCCAGCCCUGGUGGGCAUUUCUAAGGUAUGUAUAUGAAUCUCCAAGGGCCUAGAACACAUAGCCUCAAGAGAGGUCAUGGAGAGAACAUGAACAAGAUGGAGGGCCAAAGAUGGAGUCAAGUAUGGUCAGCACUCCAACAAGGUGACGAUCCUUACCUGGGGGCUGGUGAUGGGUGUUCUCAAACCACUGUCUUAUUAACCCAUACCCACCGGUGUAUGGACGAGCAGAGCUGAGUUUUUACCCACAGGGACCCAGAUUUUUGUCAUUUUGUGACUGGGAUCUGAACCAUCGUGGUUCUGUGACCUAGGCCCUGCCAUUUAACUGCCAGGACUUAGAUGUCUCCAUUUGUGAAGAAAGCAUCUUUGUAACCACUUUACCCACAGAGCUGUGCUGGUUUAAAGGCAACAUGAAGGUUUACCAUUAAAUGAAAGAUCUGGAAAAGGGCAUCUGCUCCAGGGGUUCUCAAGCCAUGUUGAGACCGUUCUCAAAUGGUCUUGGGUUUCAUGGGAGGAGUCUCAAUUGCAGGGGGAUCCAUGGUCCACAGGACCCCCAACUUCCACCAGAGCGGCCUCCCUGAGCCCUGGCGCACCCCCAUGGCCUUCCGUGUGAGGCUGUGCUUAGGGAGCUCCACUGCUCAAGAAGUUAGCAAACCACUUUUUUUUUUUUUUUAGAUUUUAUUUAUUUAUUUGAGAGAUCGAGAGAGAGAGCACAAGUGAGGUGAAGGGCACAGAGGGAGAAGCAGACUCCCCGCUGAGCAGAGAGCCCGAUGUGGGACUCGAUGCCGGGAUCCUGAGACCAUGACCUGAACUGAAGUCAGAUGCUUAACAACUGAGCCACCCAGGCGCCCAGCAAACCACUUUUUUAAUUGAAUACCUGUCUUCUGUUUCAAACAAAGAAAUGUCAACCCACUAUGUAUGUCCCUACCGGUGAGAUAUUUGAUCUCUGGCCAGCUGGGCCAACCGCUGUGCCCUUGGCCUUGUCAACAAAGUGCCAGGAUCUCAGCAAGUAUUUCCAGGAGCACAAAGCUGGCAAGACGCCUUCACCACUGCUGGGACUCAAACAUCCAUGCACACACACACACACGCGCGCGCGCGUGUGAAUGUGCAGGAGCUGAGGCUUGUCCACAUCCCUAAGCAUGCUGAGGUUCUUCCUGGAACCCAGCUGAGCUGCUUCGUGGAAGUAAUUUCGAAAAACUAAAAGCUGUCAUCACUAUUGUCUUAGGCCUCUGUGAAGGAACCACAUUAUCUCUUUUCUUAAACCUUGUUAUUUAAGAAAAAACAAAACAAAACUUUUUUUUAAGCAUUUCUUUCAAAGUUUCAUUUCUGAGAGAGGCUGAGGUUUUUAGUAAUUCUCAGUGCCAGCUCUUUUAUCCUUAAGUCAUUAACAAAAAGCCAUGGGCAGCAUUGGGAAAGAACGUGAUAUUCAGUAUCAUAAUUUGUCAGGUGUGCUCAGCACUCAACUGUUUGCAGAGCCCUGUCCUGCGCACAGCGGCCAGCCGGGAGGUGCAUAGCCUGAGCUCGGGGGCCACCUGGAAGGAUGGAUGGGUGAUGCCCUAAGCAAAAGCAACAUUAUGAUUCUUUAGCACCCUGAGAUUAUGCAUUGUUCUUAGGUAUUUGUAUUCGUGUCUAAUUUUGUUCUAUGUUGACAACCUAUUUAAAUAAUUUCCUAAUGGUCUUGGAUAUUUACCCUAAAUUGUUCUAAAUAAAAAGCUCUAUUUUUAGAGAA